Dovyalis caffra is the source of this 678-nucleotide messenger RNA. The record is from the annotation of a GenBank genome assembly. NCBI's taxonomy places the organism in Eukaryota, Viridiplantae, Streptophyta, Magnoliopsida, Malpighiales, Salicaceae.
AUGUUAGAUGAACGCUUGGAAAAACUCGAAAUGAAAGAGAUGCAGUUGGAAGAACAUGAACCCUUGGAGAAAGCUGGAAUAUUGAAAGAGAGGCCGUUAAAAGAACAUGCAAAGGAGUUUGAAUUGAAAGAGCGCAAGGUCUCAGACAGAGAAGUAGCUGCUCUAAGAUCCAUGUUGGAACUCAUAGCAGAUAACGAAUUGGAAGCCAAAUUUAUGUCCAAGGACAUUAUAAAUAGCAUUUCUUACUUGGAAAAGAAAAGGUCAGGGUGGACACACUCAUCACAAGCUCCUGCCACUAUGGAUCAAACGCAACUGCAAGGCAGAAAGAAUCACACAGUUGCUUCUGUUCCCAUUUUUCUACUGCAGCUACAAAACCUGAACUCCAAGGAUCAAUUGCAACUUCAAGAUAACAAAAAAAGUCUUAGGAUAACAGAUAUAUCAUUUAAUAAAUCUGGGGCAAGGAAGCAGAAAGUUUCUGCCCUCAUUGCACCACCUCACUUACGCAGGCCAAGCUUCCGGGAGCAGCUGCAACCGCAGGAUAAUAAUAAAAGGCCAAAGAUAUAUGUGUCAGCUGAUAACCCAGAAGUUACUUCAGAUGAUGCAAAUUAUGGAGGUCUGACAGAGACUUUCUCAGGUACUAUGAAAUUUAGUGCCUCAGAAUCAAAUGCUCAACAAUAA